GGACGAUGCUCGGAGGAAGCAGCUGCUGCUCCGGUGGUGCCAGGGAGYGGAUUUGGCGGAGCUGCUGCCCUUCCACGGCUGUGACUCURCUCCGGAGCUCCAGCGCGCRGAUUUGGCGGAGCUGCUGCCCUUCCACGGCUGYGACUCUGCUCCGGAGCUCCAGCGCRUCCGCUGCCUGCUGGAGCUGCAGGCGCAGCGCGUGGGUGCCCGGUUCGCCGUGUAUCUCACAGAAAAUCCCAGCGGCAGCAGGGAGAUGCUGGAAAGCAAAGGAAUUCUUGUGGCUGACGUCAACACCUUCCUGGGSACGGUGCAGAAAGUGGCUGCUCCCUUCAAACGGAGCUACUGGUGAGGGGAAAGCUCGGGAUCCAUCCCAGAAAGCCGGGAGCAGCU
Messenger RNA from Malurus melanocephalus (red-backed fairy wren), 390 nucleotides. Its product is annotated as protein TASOR 2-like. NCBI's taxonomy places the organism in Eukaryota, Metazoa, Chordata, Aves, Passeriformes, Maluridae. The record is from RefSeq and is a predicted model, not a curated record. The annotation marks the transcript as partial. Gene Ontology annotation, biological process: negative regulation of gene expression, epigenetic. The transcript is spliced from 2 exons. Gene Ontology annotation, cellular component: nucleoplasm.